AUGUCUCGACGUCUUCUUCUUAUCAACGGUCCAAACCUGAACCUCCUCGGUACGCGAGAACCUCACAUCUACGGCUCAACAACCCUCCAAGAUGUCGAAACCCAAGCAAAAACCCAAGCAAAGGAACUCUCCGCCUCGAUCGAUACCUUUCAGGCCAACUCGGAGGGAGCGAUAGUCGACCGGAUCCAUGCGGCGCGCGGCGAGAUUGACGCCAUCAUCAUCAACGCGGGCGCGUACACGCACACAAGCGUCGCCAUUAGAGAUGCCCUGACGGGCGUGGACAUUCCGUUUGUCGAGAUUCAUAUUACGAAUGUCCAUACGAGGGAGGCGUUUAGGCAUCACAGUUUUCUGUGUGACAAGGCUGAGGCUGUUAUUUGUGGGUUGGGGGUUUUUGGGUAUACCGCUGCUAUUGAGUAUGCGGCUAAGCAUAUCAAGUUGAGAGGAAAGGCGUCGAGGCUGUGAGGGCGUGGUAUUUCAUUGCGCAAUAGAAGGGCUGAGACGCAACGUGAGAUGGAUAGAUGGCUGGGCGUCAAGAUGCUCGAGCCCAGGUUAUAUGCCUCGCCAUGGCGAUGGGCAUCUCGUCGCCCGCUCUAUACAUCAAGCCGCCAUCCGGAGUACAUACGCAGGGUGGAAUUACAUCAAUGGGUUCCACCGCGGGUCAUAUUUGGUAUUUACAGGCCAAUACAGAUCCCCAAAUGCGUUGCAAUCGUAACCGUCCAAACAGUGGUUCCCCAGCAGCCCUGAUCGUGGGCAUCUUCAGCUCAUGACCACAUUGUGUGUCUCAUUGCUCACCAUCUUCGACAAACGAAUUUUUCGGAUGGAAAGCGCCG
This is a messenger RNA of Fusarium vanettenii 77-13-4, 830 nucleotides long. RefSeq lists its product as uncharacterized. The transcript has a single exon. Gene Ontology annotation, molecular function: 3-dehydroquinate dehydratase activity. Bases 1 to 462 code for a protein of 153 amino acids. The record is from RefSeq and is a predicted model, not a curated record. Lineage: Eukaryota; Fungi; Ascomycota; Sordariomycetes; Hypocreales; Nectriaceae. Gene Ontology annotation, biological process: quinate catabolic process.